GGAGUUGACAUGGGAGGAGCUGAGCAUUCAAAGCCACGCCCACCGACAGACAGACCGGUUGGACUGGAGAUGUCCAUCGCCCGAAGGCAUUUGACUCACCUGAGAGUUGUAGGAACGCACAUCUGCUCAAGACACCAACUAAGCUUUACGAGUGAUCGGUUACAUAAGCAAGCAAAGCAGAAAUCAGCCAGUUCAAUGUAGCAAGCCUGCAAGCACGAUCACUAAAGCGGGAGCUCAUGAUCGCCCUAUGAACAGCAGAUCUAAGGAGUUCAGAAGCCACGAGGGACGAUGAGGAACCCUGGGGCCGUGCUGAUUUUGACCUUUAUUGCCAAAUUAAUAUUGCAAGCAGCAGGUGUCAGUCCGCCAGGCAAACCCAGACUCACAAGCUGUCGCUCUCCAGAGAAGGAGACCUUCACAUGCUGGUGGGAACCUGGAGGUGAUGGAGGCCUGCCAACCACCUACGCCCUCUACUACCAUCUAGAAAACUCAGAAACGGUCUACGAGUGCCCAGAUUACAGAACCGCAGGCGAGAGCUCGUGUUUCUUCAACAAAAACGACACAUCGCUUUGGGUCAACUACAACAUCACUGUGGUGGCCACCAACGCCCUGGGGAAGAACAUUUCAGACCCCGUGGAGGUGGAUGUGGUCUAUAUAGUUCAACCAAACACUCCAGAGAACGUGACAGCAGUUGUGGUCCAUGAUGAACAGGGUCCGUUCGUGAGAGUGUCCUGGGAGAAACCCCGAACCGCAGACACUCGCUCAGGGUGGAUCACGCUACUUUACCAGCUACGAGUUAAACAAGAAAAAGAUAAAGAAUGGGAGGUAUAUGAUGCUGGCAUGCAGAAGUACUACAAUGUGUUCAGUCUUCACCCUGAUAAAGAAUACAUGGUGCAGGUGCGAUGUAAACCCGAUCAUGGGUUCUGGAGUGAGUGGACCCAAACCACCUAUGUCAAAAUUCCUGACUAUAUACCCAGAGAGCGUUCGCUGUGGAUCAUGAUCACGAUAUUCUCUGUCUUCAUCGUCCUCAUCCUCACCUGGACACUAAACGUGAAACGAAACAGUGUGAAGCUUUGUUUGCUGCCUCCUGUUCCUGGACCAAAAAUCAAAGGAUUCGAAAAACAAUUGCUGAAGAGCGGAAAGUCAGAGGAAGUUUUCAAUACUUUGGUGAUCCAAGGUUUCCCUCCAACCACCGAUUACGACGAGUUACUGGUGGAGUACCUUGAGGUGUAUGACAAUGAGGAGCAAGAGUUGGUACUGGAUGGUAAAGAUCUAUCAGAGGACUGCAUGAAGUCCAAAAGCCCGUCGGACAGCGACUCGGGCCGGGGAAGCUGCGACAGUCGCACUCUGCUUUUGGAGAAGUGCAUGGAGGGACGGGAAGGAAGUGGAAGUGGAAGCGAUCAACAUCAGUACAGCCAACAUGGAGAAACGAGCUGGGCUUCUACUGAAAGCAGUGAAAGCCAGGGUCCCGCACCCGGUUCUCCAGAGUCCGCCGAUGGACGCGGCAAAACCUGGCCCGUUGUGUUUUCGUCUCCUCAACCGCAAACUCACCAUCAUUACCAAGUGGGAGCUGCGAAACCGGCCUACCACAGCGUCCCAGAGAUCCUCAACCAUUCAUCGCCACACACGACGCCAAGCAACUAUCACCAGCUACACCAUCAGGACAUCCCGCAACAGGAGGGCCGCUUCAGUAAACCAGCCUGCCGACAUUCUCAAAGCUACAACCAGUUUAACCUGGACGGCGUCGGCACUCCUGCUCCUGGCGUGCCUCCGUCACCUUCUUUGGAAUACGUAGAGGUGCAAAGGGUCAACCCGGAGAAUAUGCUACUGCUUAGGCCGCUUUCGGACCCAAACCGCGAACCUGAGGGGUUAGAUUGUGCCGGGGAGGACUACAGUAAGGUCAAAGAAGUGACAAACAAUAUUUUGCUUCUGCAGAGGGAUACGUCCCAUCAGUGCGUGGACUAUUACAGCCAGUACUUGGACAACCAGGCUGAUCAAUGCACAACCCAGCAACCACCUCACCCCUGCAAACCUGCUGUCCACCAAUCGAACAGUAGGAUGCCACAUGAAGGCAUGAGGGUGAUGGGAAACGGUUAUGUAGAUUCAACAGUCUUAAUGCCAUCCUACUAGCACAUAGUGGUCCAAUGCAUGAAUGCAGCAAAAUCAAUAAGCCAACCACUAAACUGUCAACAGCUCAUGCCAAGCCCUGAAAGAAGCACUUUUCUCUACAGUGUUUUUUUCAGUGGAUUUAUAUUUAUAAAAAUAUUUACUUCUUAUUAGAUUGUAUUAGAUGUAAGGGUCUUGUUUCAGAGCCGAGGUCUGAACUUUUAUGUAAGCACUGUAAAGAGGCUGGACUCUUGAAAAUAAAUGUUCUUUGUUGGCUUUGAAGGUUCCAUGAAGAAC
Molecule: messenger RNA, 2400 nt
Organism: Sinocyclocheilus anshuiensis
Lineage: Eukaryota; Metazoa; Chordata; Actinopteri; Cypriniformes; Cyprinidae
Product: prolactin receptor-like
Exons: 9
Coding region: 289-2127 (612 amino acids)
Biological process (GO): cytokine-mediated signaling pathway
Cellular component (GO): membrane; external side of plasma membrane
Molecular function (GO): cytokine receptor activity; protein binding
Source: RefSeq, a predicted model, not a curated record